AUGGCGCCAGCCCGUCGCCACCUCGGCCUUCCUGUGGCUUCACAUGGAUCUCGCCUUCCAGCGGAGCAGCCUCGUAGUAACGGGGAACUUCGGAAGGGGGGUCUUUCUCGUAAGGGCUUUGGGGGUUGGUGGGGGUGGGUGUUGCACGGGGGAGGUGAGCAGGCAGAGGUGCCAGCCCCUCUUCCUUCUCUGGCUGUUUCUGUCCUUGCAGACUGGAGGCCGGCGCUGAACCUCGCUGCCCUGGACUGUGCUGACGAGACCAACAGCGCAGUCUGCAGAGACUUCAACAUCGCCGGCUUCCCGACCGUGAGGUUCUUCAAGGCCUUUUCCAAGAGUGGCCCUGGAGCGACGUUGGCAGUGGCUGGAGCUGACAUGCAGACGCUGCGGGAGAGGCUCAUUGACGCCCUGGAGACCCAUGGAGCCACGUGGCCCCCUGCCUGUCCUCCACUGGAGCCGACCGGGCUGGAGGAGAUCGAUGGGUUCUUUGCCAGAAACGACGAAGAGUGCCUGGCCCUGAUCUUUGAAAAGAAAGGCUCCUACCUGGGUAGAGAGGUGAUUCUGGACCUGUCCCAGCGCGAAGGCAUUGCGGUGCGCAGGGUCCUCAACACGGAGGGCGACGUGGUGAGCAAGUUUGGCGUCACCGACUUCCCGUCUUGCUACCUGCUGUUUCGGAACGGCUCUGCCUCCCGGGUUCCUGUGCUUAUGGAAUCCAGGUCCUUCUAUACCAAUUACCUGCAGAGGUUCGCUGGGGCCACCCGGGAGGCUGCCCAGACCACGGUUCCGCCAAUCACUGCGAAUACGGUCGCUCCCACCGCGUGGAAAGUUGCAGACCGCUCCAAGAUCUACAUGGCUGACCUGGAAUCCGCACUGCACUACAUCCUGCGGGUGGAAGUGGGCAAGUUUUCCCUCCUGGAGGGGCAGCGCCUGGUGGCCCUGAAAAAGUUUGUGGCAGUCCUGGCGCAGUACUUCCCCGGCCAGCCCUUGGUCCAGAACUUCCUGCACUCCGUCAACGACUGGCUCCAGAAGCAGCAGAGGAAGAAAAUUCCCUACGGUUUCUUUCAGACUGCCCUGGAAAACAGGAAGGAGGGCGUUGUGAUUGCCAAGAAGGUGAACUGGGUCGGCUGCCAGGGGAGCGAGCCACAUUUUCGGGGCUUUCCCUGCUCCCUGUGGGUCCUCUUCCACUUCCUGACCGUGCAGGCAACACGGCAAAAUGUCGAUCGUUCUCAAGAAACAGCCAAGGCCCAGGAGGUCCUCCAGGCCAUCCGGGGCUACGUCCGCUUCUUCUUCGGCUGUCGAGACUGUGCUGGCCACUUUGAGAAGAUGGCUGCUGCCUCCAUGCACCGGGUGGGCAGUCGGGACAGCGCUGUUCUCUGGCUGUGGUCCAGCCACAACAAGGUCAAUGCUCGCCUCGCAGGGGCCCCCAGCGAGGACCCCCAGUUCCCCAAGGUGCAGUGGCCGCCCCGUGAACUCUGUUCUCCCUGCCACAACGAACUCCGGGGGACGCCCGUGUGGGACCUAGGCAACACCCUCAGCUUCUUCAAAACCCACUUCUCCUGGAGCAACAUCAUCAGGGACCUUCCUGCCCCGGAGCCCCCGCGGCGGGGAGCACAGAGGAUGGCCGCCUCCGCAGAGCCGGAGCUGGCGACCGGAAACUCCACUCUGGGCCCCGCGGAGGCUGAGAGCAUGGUGGGCCCAGGGGCCAACUUCCCCGGGACUCUCGUCCUGGGUGCUUUAGUGGACAGACUUGGGGCAAGUGGCCCCCCGGAGACGCAGGCUGGCCUCGGUGUGACCAGAGCUGAGCUAGAGCAGGGACCUCCUGAGCACAUAGCAGAGCUUCAGAGGGAGAGGUGGGAGCAGCCAGAAGGGCAGGAACCCUUGAGCGAGCGAGACUUGGGAGCCGGGUUGCUAGCUGAGCUCCCGGCUGAGGACCUCCCCACAGGCCCUUCAGAGCGGAGACGCGUGGGCCGCAGCUCCAAGCAGCUGGCCAGUGUCCCAGAGGGGGAGCCCGAGGCUGGGGCCCUGCGGGGCCGAGGCCAGUGGCUGCAGGUGCUGGAAGGCGACUUCUCGCACCUGGACAUCAGCCUCUGUGUGGUGCUCUACUCACUGUCCUUCAUGGGCCUGCUGGCCAUGUACACCUACUUCCGGGCCAGGAUGAGGGCCCUGAAGGGCCAUGCCAGCCACCCCACAGCCUGAACCGUCCAGCUGGGGAGGGUAGCAGGAAAGGGAGCUGCUGCUACCCAUGGGCUCUUCCAGCCCCCUGUCCCCCUCCCCGCCUUGCUCUUUGUCCAGGGAAACCCAGGAAAACCAGUUGCUCCAGUGAACCCUCCUUGGUCCUUGUGGGAAAGGAUGUUCCAGAGACAUGAAGACAUGCACGGGUCCAGGCUCCUCAGACAGCGCAGGGGCGGGGCAGCCCCGGGCAGGGAGGGUGGGAGCUCUGUCCACGGCUUCUCAGCACCCAAUUCCUCUCUUGCAGCUUAUCUGAAGCCCCGCCUCCUUCUUGCUGACGCUCCAAUGUCUCCUGCUUGGUCUUGGCCCUAAAUUGGGGCAAGUGAGCCACAGCUUCCAAGGCUUCCCAUCGGAGGAGGGUCCCCGGGGGGCUCCGUGGGCUGGAGCAGAACUCCUCCCCACACCCCAAGGCCCCACCCAUCCCGCUCCCUUCAGGAUACAGAGGCCUUCGCACCAGAGAAGGAAGGACCGCCUCUGGCCCUGGUGGCCUGCCCAGCCUCCGGCCCCUCAGACCUCCUGGCUGGGGGGCGGCUUUAGCGUAGGGACUGGAAGCUUGAGGUCAUGCUGACCUCCCAGGUGACAUUUGUCGGGAGGACACCUGGGACUGGUCCUUCCCAAGCCUCUGCUACAGGGAGUGCACAGGCUGGGGCUGGUGUGGGCUUGCUCCGCUGGGUGGGUGAUGGCCGCUGGGCUGGGUGAGUGGCUGGCUUAGCGGGACCUGCACGAAGGGCAGCGUGGGACUGAGGUUGGGGAUGUUGGGACCUACCGUGCCUUACUCGGGGCUGAGCUGGGAGAGGUGGAGUGAAGAAGCAGGAAAACGUUGCUUCACAUGUGCUCUGGCUCUUCCCCCUUCGGCGCACCUAUCUGGGAGCUGGACCUUGCUUGAUUUCGAUUUUCAAAAUAGAUGCUAAUCUUUGAGUGUGGAGGGUGCUGGAGUGAGAGGAGUAUCGCCUCUCGGGGGCCACCUCCCGUCUUGUAGAGGUGAACGGGUCAGAGGGGCGGGUGGCGCUGUACAUACACAUGCUUGAUUCUCACUCUGCCCACUGCUGGCGAGGGCUGUGGAAUAAAUUAUUUUUGUUAAGGCAAGCA
Molecule: messenger RNA, 3315 nt
Organism: Myotis brandtii (Brandt's bat)
Lineage: Eukaryota; Metazoa; Chordata; Mammalia; Chiroptera; Vespertilionidae
Gene: QSOX1
Product: quiescin Q6 sulfhydryl oxidase 1
Exons: 12
Coding region: 1-2193 (730 amino acids)
Biological process (GO): protein folding
Cellular component (GO): Golgi membrane
Molecular function (GO): flavin-dependent sulfhydryl oxidase activity; protein disulfide isomerase activity
Source: RefSeq, a predicted model, not a curated record